Messenger RNA from Tetrahymena thermophila SB210, 1050 nucleotides. RefSeq lists its product as hypothetical. The transcript has 2 exons. Lineage: Eukaryota; Ciliophora; Oligohymenophorea; Hymenostomatida; Tetrahymenidae. The record is from RefSeq and is a predicted model, not a curated record.
AUGUUUAGAAAUGCUUUAUGUUUAAAAAUUUUUAAUAUAAUUUUAAGUUACUCCUACCUGCAAUUUAUUAUUUUUAAAGAGGAAUAAUUAUAACUCUUAAGUAUUUAUGCUUUUAAAAAAAACAUAGAUGAUGGUAUUUGGUAUAAAGAUGUGGUAUCCUUAACAAAGAUUUUAUUGAUUAGCUAUUCACAAAAUUAGAAAACAAUAUCAAUCAUAAUCCAAUAAUAAAUGGAGAACAAAAUUAUUUAGCUAUAAAGAGCAAAAAUAAAUACAUCUUCCUUCUACAAAUCCAAGUAUAACUUAAAAAUAAGAAACCUCAUAAAUAUAGAAGUAUAGAUUAUCUAAUUGGAAUAUAUCUAAAGGACACAUUUCAACUAUUCCAGCUUUGACAAAAACUCCAUGUGGACACAAUUAACGAAUGUGUUACAGGAGGAAAAAUUUUGUUAGAAAGUUGUAUUUUUUUAAUGUUUGUAUAAAUUUCAAAUAAUUUUAGUAUUUUUAUUUUAAAAUACUUUUAUUUUUAUUAUAAAGUAAAUAGAUAUUAAUCCUUUAGUUUACUUAAAAUAAUUGAAAUUAAGGCAAAUUUUGAUUCCCAGAGUCUAAUUAAGAACUAAGUGUAUGUGGAAAUAAAAAUUAAGUAAAAUAAUUAAAUUUCAAUUCAUAAUUCAUGAUAAAUUAUUUUCAAUUCAGAGUAAAUUAAAACUUAAAAAUUAUUAAUCUUUAUUACAAAAAACCUCAUCCACAUAUUAAUUCAAUAUUUACUUUUUAGUGGGAUUUAGUACUAAAAUAAUUGAUAUAAUAUAAUUUUUCUAAAAAAGCCCAAAAGCUUAAUAAUUAAAAAACAAAUAACAAAAAAAGAAAUCAUCCUGUUAUUAAAUAAAUGAAAAUUUAGAAGAUCGAUCUGUUUUCUUAACCGUUUUAAUUUAAAAUAGGAAAGAAUUAAACUAGGAAAAGAACCAUUUUCGGAGCUAUUUUGUCUAUUUCCGUAAUAACCAUCAUCACAGGCUAUUAUAUUUAUCUCCUAUAUCAGUAUUUAAAUAAUCUAUAUGA